Messenger RNA from Paramacrobiotus metropolitanus, 4975 nucleotides. Its product is annotated as nuclear pore complex protein Nup155-like. Bases 454 to 4695 code for a protein of 1413 amino acids. Lineage: Eukaryota; Metazoa; Tardigrada; Eutardigrada; Parachela; Macrobiotidae. Gene Ontology annotation, molecular function: structural constituent of nuclear pore. The transcript has 10 exons. The record is from RefSeq and is a predicted model, not a curated record. Gene Ontology annotation, biological process: protein localization to nuclear inner membrane; transcription-dependent tethering of RNA polymerase II gene DNA at nuclear periphery; protein import into nucleus. Gene Ontology annotation, cellular component: nuclear pore; nuclear pore inner ring.
UGAUUUGGAUUUUAUCCAUUUUCUGCGUGCAUCUCGAUAUUCCUUAAAAUUUCUGAUUCUCGAUGAGUAAGCACUAAGAAGUAUCAAGUAAGCAGCAAUCUUUGUGAUACAUGUGACAUUUCUAUUUUAUGGUGAGUGAGUCAAUGCAGCAUUCUUUUGAUCCUGAUUCGGGCUGAAAAUUACUGUUGCGUUAACGGAUAACCGGCUCGGUUUGUUGUUGCAACUAGGAGUGUUCGUGACUUGGUCGUUUCUCUUCGCAGUCGCAAAUCAUCGGCAAAUCACUAAACUUUGCAGGAGACGAGGACUACUGACUAAUAACCCUGGGAUUUCUGUUAGCAGGGUUUUCUGAUGACUGCAUAACUCGUAGUUCCAUACUUCUAUUGUGAAGACAGAAGAGGCAAACACAUCGCCAACGGUGGCAGUGGCAGCCCCGAAGAGCAUUGUCAUACAAAAAUGUACGGUUGGAAUCCUGCUUCUCACUCGACUCCCUUGGAUCGACCGUUACGAACCGGUAGUAUCGGGAAUCUGCCGCGUGUUUCCGAUCUGUCAGCGAUCAGUGGAUCUCCGGAUCGUCGAACAUUCUCCCCCAUUAAAACGGAACCGGGCACUUCGCUACUGCUGCAGUCCAGCUCAAGUUCUCCGCUGCGCAGUUUCGGUAGUUCCCCUCACGGUAGUUCCUUAGCCGCUCAGGUUGGCGCCAACCAGCUCAAUCAAACCAUCUCGGGACACUAUGUCACGGCACGUUCUCCUGUAUCUUUACUGGCUCCACGUUCGGAUGACGAUAUGGAUCACGGGUUUCCCAUGCACAUGGAUAAUGACUCCUUGGAGUUCCCAUCGUUUUCCAACAAGGACCGCGUCGAUCUCCAGCAAGCCAGUCUCCAUUUGGAAGAAUGCAUCAAGAAAGAUUUGGCCAAGGCGGAUAUUGCCGAUCAACUGGUAGCCACCAAUGCAGGUCUCCCACAAGUACCCAGCGCCAGUGGUUCUCACCCAGAUGAUUAUGUCGCCAGCGAUGUUCCUCAUUUUCGAGUAUCCCAGGAAUUUCCCGUGCAUGAUGUGAUAACGGCCGAAAUCAACGCCAAUACGAGCGGCUUUUCAUCGUUGGGAACGUUUCCCGAAUUACAGAUGGCCUGGGUAGCAUUGGACACGAAAUUGUAUGUUUGGCCGUGGAAAGAUCCGGCGAAGACAACCUGCAUUGAGUAUCCGGAAUUUGUCACGGCUGUGGGAUUAUUGCCGACUUGGUCUCCUGAUUUAAUGUAUCUGGGAGCUCAAUACUGUAUCGUCGCGGCGACGCUAACGGAAAUUUUAUUCUCCAAAGUGACGUUGACUGGAGUGCAGCACGUCAUCGAGACCAGACGAUUUGUGUUGCGAGCUUCGACGAACGAUCAACGGCUGUGUAAAAUUCAGUGCACAAAACAAGGGCGAGUCUUUUUCGGCAAUGUGGAGGGCCAUGUGUCGGAAUUGCAGAACAUCAAGCAGACCAUGUUUACGAAAUGGCUGUGGUUUGGGCCGAGACUGGCCAAUUGUACGCUGGCUGUGUAUGAGCGCAUUGCCUGCGCCGUUCCCGGAUUCCAUCUCUUGUUUAGGAAAGAGCCUGUGGUUCAGAUGAUUCUGGACGAUACUCGUAAAAUUUUAUAUACGCUUCGAAAAGAUAAUAACGUGGACCUAUACGAUUUGGGAAUCGAUGGCACAUCGGGAGUUCGUCACAUUCAUCUCAGUUUCCAGAAUAUUGUUAAUCAAGCCUUGCCUCUGUUGAGAAAUGUGGAUCGGUUGCAGAUAAAACAAAUAAUUUCCAUUCACCCCGUGGACACAUGGGAAAGUGCUCGCUACGCCUUCUUUCUUCUGACUUCCGCUGGUUUGCGAUUGUACUUUGCCGUCAGUGCCAGUGGUCUGGGCGAUCGGCCACGAGAAUUUCUUUUGGGUCACAUCCGAUUUCCACCGGGACACAACCCAUCGACUCCUGUUUCGCAAAUCACCACGCAUUUGAAUCUGAGUAAUUCGUACAGCCUGGACGGUACAGUUCUCAUGAUCGCUCCCGAUGAUCGAGAAGAUCAGGACAAUAUCAUCUCAUGCAGUAAUGAUCUGCAUAUUUAUGAGGAGAAAUAUCGAGAGAGUGUUAGCGUAAUGGAAGUACCUUAUCAUAUUGAACACUUAUCGGAAUUACCGCAGCAUGCCGAUGAUUCACUGAUAUUACGGUUACGAUCUCUUGCGCUAAACCAACUGACUUCUAGUAGAAAGCACAUUAUUGCCCUCACGGCGAAGAAGUGCUACAUUCUGGAGAAGUCUUACCCCGUGGAUAUCAUGGAAAAGAUGCUCCGAACCCACAGCCCCAUGUCAGCCCCGAUGAGAGAAUUCAUCGAAUCCAUGCCGCCAUUUCAUAGUUGUUUCCUAGCUCUGCACCUCGCUUGUACGACCAACUCAACGGAAGUGCAGCGUUUGGCCACAAAAAUUCUUCGGGUUUAUGGUGGUGAGCCAGUAUUUGAGAAUCAGCUGCCAUUGAACGGUAGAAUGGUGCAACAACCUUCUCAAACUGCAACGAGUCCGAUUAUUUUUUCUGCCAAACAUGACGCCUUUUUCUAUCUCGUGGGUCGCAUCUUGGGACCCUUAUGGGGAAUUAAUCCAUUUGUGUUCGGAGCCGAGUACAAAGGCUCCGUUGCAUGGAUUACAGGCAUUCCAGCUUCUGACAUUCCAUUGUUCAUCGAACAGUUGUCGCUGGUUAAACGUUACCUCGAAACCAACUGGAAUGAAUUAUUCUACCCAGGUCGUGCUUCCACUCGUCACGGAAUGCCAUCCGAAGAUGCCAUUACUGCCAUAAACGCAACCAAGGUCGAGAUGACGUCCAUCAAGUCAUUAGCCGCAAUUCUAGAAAGGACCAUACAGAUACUGAAGCUCUGGGAAUUUCUUUUACAAGAAGGGUUAUCGCAGAUUCUGGAUUAUGUGAGCCGAGCGUUUUCAAAGGAAACACUGAUGCAGGUCACGUUCCCUGACCUUUUGAAUUCACCCACCGGAAGCAGCAUCCUCCAGGGAAUUAUCAAAGCCAUUCACCAACGCUACAUCGACGAAGGUACGGACACCGAAAGCAUACUGCGAAUAAGCUCAACAAUUCAAGAAUUAUGUCCCAAAUUAUUUGAUGCCGACGACGCGGUGACCAUGAAAGUGCUGACUCUGAUCAACCAGGCUAAGGCCAGCGGUGACAACACGGAAGCGUUGAGUAUUUUGGACAGUGCCCUGAAUUCCAUUCGCGGUAGUGCGACAAUUAUGGGACUGCAAGAAAUUCUGGAUCGGUUGAGGGAGUGCGAAUUCUACGAAGCCAUGGUCGAAUUGUGCUGUCUGGCAGCUCUGCAGUCUGAUCCCCAGAACUACGCCAUUCGGUUUAUUGUAAAUAAUGAGUCGCAGUCCGAUACACUGGGGAAAAUCGCUAUGGAACGUCGACAAAAGUAUUAUUUUAUUAUUGCCAAAGUGUUGUCUGAUUUGGAUGUUCUGGCGUCCGGCUCGUCGGGGUCCAGUUCGGGUACUCAGCAGCGCAAGCCGGCGGAGAUGCGCAGGAAACUGGAAUACAUUCUUGACUGGAUUUACACGCAAUCCAAUGAUGUACUGUUGCAUUUCUCGGUGUUUGAGUGGUGCUUCAGUAUGCAGUUAGAUCAGUACGCCAUGGCUAGUGGUUCGCCGUACUUGAAGGAUUAUCUCUUCCGAAAACUGGCAUCCUUCCCGCCAGCUGAUGUGGAGGGUAUAGUGCGAUUCUUAAAACUAGUAGCCGAUUGUUGCGAGAGAUCCGGUGAUAAAUGGACGGCUGCGAAGGCGUUGUUCCAGCUGGCUGUUCAUGAAACUGCACGCAUUCCAAUAACUGAACGUGUUGAUUACUUGUUGAAAAUUGAUUUUCUCUGCCAGCCGAUGGAAAUUCAGAAUUCCUUACCAGAUUUAUCGGAAUUUCUCAUCACUGUUCGAACGCAUCGCACGUUGGCGAGCGUUCAGAAGGACAUCUAUCUCCACGUGGAUGGAAAGGACUUUGAUGUUGCCGUCACGCCGGACGCGAUGAAUCGGGUGAUGUAUGAAUUAUUGGAUGUGAAUAAGUUAUUCCAAUUGGUAACCGAAAUCAACAUGCCACAAUGGACGCUGGUCAUUCUGGGUAUUUGUGGUGAACCUCCUAACUCCAGAUUGAUUGUUCAUACGUGGGGCAAAUUUUUCCAAAAUGCUAUCGAGUUCGGCGAACGACGGCAAAUAUCUCGCGAUGCAUUGAUUGCUCUUAUCACAGAGGAAAUAAUUAGAGUCAGAUCUCAUUUGUCGAACUCAGAUCAGUAUUGUACUUUGGAGAGUGUGCUGGAAGGCUUCGAGAAAAAAUAUGCUUCAACGAGAAGAUCUCUUGAGGAUCCGGUUUUCGUAUUUGACUGCAUUCAUCAAGGUCUCGGUCAGAGCAUUAUGGAUAUUAUUGACGUCUACCACAAGCUGUUUGGGAGAUACACAGCCGAUAUCGUUAUGUCGCCGCAUUUGCUUCGGGUGCAUAUUUUCAUUGUGAAUAACGUGAUGGGAAACACACUCAGUAGAUCUCUUCCAAAAGAUAAAAGGAAGGUGAUUCUGGGACAUUAUUCACGAUGUUUGGAUAGUUAUCUGAAAGUCGCGAUGCGCCUGCAACUGGCGGAUGAGAAUAUCCUCAUAGAACUUCAGCAGACUUGCAAGGCUGUAAGCGAUUGGAUGAAUUGAGAUUUUCUAAUUCAGCUUUUGUGAAAUUUACUGGUAGUUUUUUACAUUUUUGUACCGUUUUACCUGUUCUUGAAUCCUGACACUGGGAAAAACGGAUUUUUUGACAUGCUGUUUUGCAGCUUGCAUUUGGAAAAACAUAAAGCCAUGGUUCAGAUGUUAUGAGUUAUUGAUCUUUAUUCUUUAUCGAUGAAAGGUCGUAAACAGAAGCCGCUUCUCGACUUCGUGUUCCGUUGAAAAAUUGUACAAUAUUAAAAUCGAUCAUAAAUGAUAAAAGGUUAAA